GCUGAGCGCCUUUGCCGUGACCGAAAGGCAGCUCGGGGGCAACCAGCCGCCUCCCCGAACAGAAUAUAUAUAGUCUGAUAUAUAUAUGGAUGAAAGGGUUUAUCCGGAGUUUCCAUCUGUAUGCUAGUCUUCCCGUGCCUUGGCGGGGACAAAUUAGGCAGGGCGAUUCCGCUCCACCACCCACCCACCGUGCCUAACAGAUAAAACGGCGAGGGAAGAGUCACUUGCUUAACUUCUGUAUGUCCGACUGCUGAUGAAGCUACAGGAAAGGGGCCAGCAGUUUUCACUGAAUCCUGAAACUGCAUUCUCUUAUUUCAUUAUCCCAAAAGCAAACAGCAGCUCGAGGACUGGCCUAGCAGUGCCUAAAAAGAACUUGGCCCAGCAACAACAAGGAGCAGAACUUCUGUUCUCCUUCACUGAAAUGUACUAUGGAAGAUGCUGGAGAAUAUGAAGUAUAUAAUGGAGCAAACCAGAGGUAUUGUGUGGAGAGGAAGGUGUAUACCCAAGGAACCCUUCAAGAGCAGCUGCACAAGAAGGAAAAGACGUCUGUACCUCUUGGUCAGAAGAUAGCACAUUCUUGCCGUUGUUCUUCCAAGAAAGCCAAAUCUGUUCUCUGUAGUUUUUUCCCAGUUUUUACAUGGCUCCCUCGCUAUCCAGUGAAGGAGUAUUUGCUGGGAGACAUUAUCUCAGGUAUAAGCACUGGAGUCAUGCAGCUCCCUCAAGGUUUAGCUUAUGCAUUACUGGCAGCAGUACCCCCAGUAUUUGGACUGUAUACUUCAUUUUAUCCAGUCUUUCUGUACACUUUAUUUGGAACAUCCAGACACAUAUCAAUAGGAACGUUUGCUGUCAUCAGCCUGAUGAUUGGCGGAGUGACUCGCAGAGAAGUUCCCGAUGAAAUGUUCAGUGUGCCAGAUGCCAACGUUACGAAUGGCACAGAUCUUGUGAACAGCAAGGCCAGAGAUGACAUGAGGGUGAAAGUAGCUGUUGCCGUUACCUUGCUCUCAGGGAUCAUACAGUUGUGUUUAGGACUUCUUCGAUUUGGAUUUGUAGCCAUUUAUCUUACGGAGCCCCUGGUACGGGGAUUCACCACUGCUGCAGCUGUGCAUGUUUUUACCUCCCAGUUAAAGUAUCUGUUUGGGAUUGAGACUUCAAGCAUCAGUGGAGCCCCCUCCAUUCUUUCUAGCUUAUUUGCUGUAUUCGCAAAUAUCACAAAAACCAAUGUAGCAGCUUUAGUUGUUGGACUAAUUUGUAUGGUUUUGUUGCUGAGUGGUAAGGAAAUCAAUGACCGCUUUAAGAAGAAACUUCCUGUCCCCAUCCCUAUGGAGAUCAUUGUGGUGGUAAUCGGUACUGGAGUUUCUGCUGGAAUGAAUCUGUCAGAAACUUACAGAGUGAACGUUGUUGGGAAUAUCCCCAAAGGGUUACGUCCUCCACAAGUACCUGAUGUCAGCCUCAUCCCAGCAGUAUUUGUGGACGCAAUUGCAAUUGCACUGGUUGGGUUUUCCAUAACAAUCUCAAUGUCCAAAAUCUUUGCUCUAAAGCAUGGUUAUACAGUGGAUGGCAAUCAGGAACUCAUUGCAUUAGGCAUAUGUAAUUCCGCAGGAUCCUUUUUCCAAACAUUUGCUGUCACUUGUUCAAUGUCCCGGAGUCUCGUUCAAGAGGGUACUGGGGGAAAGACUCAGGUUGCUGGCACUCUGUCCUCAAUCAUAGUUUUCUUGGUCAUUGUUGCCAUUGGUGACCUCUUUGAACCUCUGCCUCAGGCUGUGCUUGCAGCGAUUGUAAUGGUCAAUCUGAAAGGAAUGUUCAAACAAUUUGGAGAUAUCGCUCACUUCUGGAGGACCAGCAAGAUUGAACUGGCUAUCUGGAUGGUGGCUUUUCUGGCCUCUGUUUUUAUGGGGUUACACUACGGUUUGCUCGCUUCAAUAACAUUUGCAAUCAUUACCGUCAUGUACAGAUCUCAAAGUGCUGAGCCUGCUGUAGAUUUUUACUCAAGAUUUUGGCACCAACUUGCACUCUGCUUCACAGUGAGCAAUGUCGCAAGUGGCAGAACCUGUUUUGCUUCAUAUAGUCCACAAUACAAAAUCCUUGGACAGAUUCCCGACACAGCCAUUUACUGUGAUGUUGAAGAGUACGAAGAGGUGAAAGAAUGUCCCGGAAUCAAAAUAUUUCAGGCAAAUGCCCCAUUCUAUUUUGCCAAUAGUGAUUUAUAUAUCAAUGCACUGAAGAAAAAAACAGGUGUGGAUCCCACUGCAAUAUUGGCCGCAAGGAAAAAAGCCCAGAAGAGGCAUGCCAAGGAACUGAAGCACCUGCAUGAGCACAAGAAGAGAGCUGUCUUGAAAAUGACAAAUGACACGGAGAAUACUGCAAAACAUGAAGUGAUGAACAGUGAGCUCCCGCUUAAUGGAAAAUUCUCUACAGCGGCGUCUGCUGUGCCAGACUCAUCUCCUGAUGAGCUCGAACAGUUUAUGAAGCAAGUGACCAAUAUUCACUCAAUCAUUCUGGACUUUUCACCAGUGAACUUUGUGGAUUCUGUUGGAGUAAAAGCCCUAAAAUCGAUCAUAAAAGAGUAUGAAGAAAUUGGUAUUUCACUAUAUAUAACAGGCUGUAAUGGAUCUGUUUUGGACAACCUCACUAGACUGCACUUCUUUGACAAGCCUAACCUGAAGCACGUGCUCUUCCCCACUAUUCAUGAUGCUGUACUCACUAGCCAACUGAAAGGCCCAUCUGCCUUAGAGACACCAUUAGAUGCUGUCAUUUGUACUCCUGCAUCAUAAAAGAUUUUGGCAGUGCAUUCAUUGACUUCCUAGGGCUCCUUUUCAUUAAUUUGCACAGAUUACACAAGAGCCCCAAACUAGCUAGUCUUACGGGUAUAUGACAUGGUAGAAGGGCAGUUGCUUUUUGCUGGAAGACUGAGGAAAUUGAAGCCUUAAUACUUUCAAAACUUUUGUGCCAGCAGAGGCCGGAAAAACACUUAAACACAAGUGUACAAAACUGAAGUAUGUAUUUUCCUGCAAACAUUCUAGAAUGUUUUCAAGUUUUCUUCUUGUGCAAGAGAUGUCUGUUCAGUAUGUUACAUUUUUAGCAGUGUUUUUACUGCAGAUUAGAAAUUGUCAUGUGUGGUGGGGGGGGGGGCUGCUCCAUGAUUCUUGCUCUCCCGAGAAUGUAGCCAAAUGUCUCACUGUUUGAUAGUGUCCUUAUACUGACUGCAUUGUACAACUGUCUUCAAGAAUUUUAGAGCAGAUUUCCAACUUGACACUAGAUAGACGUAGCAGCUCUAAAAAAUCAUACAAAAGACAUUUCCAGGCUUUGAGUCAAGCACUAGGAUGACCAUGAUGUUACCAUUGUGUCUUUUUUUAAAAUGAAAUGUGUCAUAGCCCCUUAUGGUCCAGUACUAGCUUUUUAUUAAGUUAUUUUCAUGUGCAGCAAGUAACUGUGCUUGGCACCGUGGCAACCCUGAAGCGGGCUUACAGUUAGUUGAGCGUGAAAUGGAACAACUAGGAGCCAAACGAAAGAAACAAAGCACAUUUCAAAAUGCAACUGGCUGGCAGUCACCUCUGUGAACCAUAAACUUGAGGAAUGGUACCUCCCAAAAAGAUGGGAUUUUGUUUACUUCAUAUGCUGCAAAGGUCAGUUUUUCAAGGUCAUUUUUAAAAUUAAUCCUGCUUUAUCUGCCAUUUCUCUUGAAUACAGUGAAGCUACCUACUGCUGUGUAAUGAGCAGUGUACAGUGCAGAAGUGUCAAACAGGCAAUUACUUUUCUAUUACUCUGUCACUUGGGCCAUUUUCAUUCUGUUAGCUCAAAUGGCGUAUGAGCCUGCUAAUGGCCCAGUACUUCAUGUGGAGGGUUAUGCAGUAUAUUUCAAAAUGCAUGGCUUCCACACACUCCUGUCCCAGUCUUGCUUCAAGCUAGUGUGUUUAGCCCAUUUUAUUAUGGUACACCUGUCUAGGUACCGCAACAGGAUUGUCCAGCUCUAUUCAGUUAGGACAAAUUCUGUGCCUACACUAAAAGUCCCUUUAACUCAUGGGUGUACCUGCAAAAGCUCCCCUCCCCCAACUGUGAAAAUGACCUCAAUUUAGUUGGUCAUGUUCCUUUUCCAUUUUUUAAACUUGUUAUUUAUCACCAGUCCAAAAAAGAUCAGUAGCUUCAAAUGUAAAAUGCCAUCCAAACCACCAAUUUGAAAAAGGAGGCAUUGAGCUAAUCAUUCUUUGUUUGUCAUUUCUACUGACACUAAUUUGCUGCACUGCAGCAAAGCAACCCCAAUUUAUAUAUGGGAAGACCAAAUGUCUGAAACAGACUUUGGAGCGACUCAGAAUGCACUGUGAGUGUAUUAGGUGGUAUUUUGAUACAUUUUGUAAUAUGAAUUGUGACUACAUUUUUGUGUAUUUUGCUACUCUGCUGAGUGUGCAAGCUCUUUUGCUUUUAUAACUAAACAUUGCUUUCAAGUACUUUCAGAAGUGUGUAACAAUCCAAAAUAAAAAGCUAUUCAGACUA
Molecule: messenger RNA, 4488 nt
Organism: Varanus komodoensis (Komodo dragon)
Lineage: Eukaryota; Metazoa; Chordata; Lepidosauria; Squamata; Varanidae
Gene: SLC26A5
Product: solute carrier family 26 member 5
Exons: 21
Coding region: 429-2771 (780 amino acids)
Biological process (GO): transmembrane transport
Cellular component (GO): membrane
Molecular function (GO): chloride transmembrane transporter activity; oxalate transmembrane transporter activity; bicarbonate transmembrane transporter activity
Source: RefSeq, a predicted model, not a curated record